UGGGAGCUGGAGCCAGCAGGAAGAGUUGGCCUGAACCACAAUGUAGCUGCCUCCUGGGAGAGUGACAGCAAGGGUGAAUGGGGGGCAGCUGGUGACAUCUCCUAGGCCUUGCUGCCUCAAGGUGGUUGGGUGCAGGGGUGAAACUUUGCUAACAAUGCAGGAAAGGGUAGGGGAGUACUGUGAGCUUUUACUGGGAUGCAGAAAUCAGGGACAGCUUGACAGAUGGUGAUGGCUGUGUGCCAUGAAAUGCUGGAGCUUUUUGCUAUAGCAUCCCUUCCUUAGCACUGAAGCACCAAGCUUAUUCUCCCUGCAGGGUGUUGGGCACCAGGAAACAUGCACAGACCACCCUGACUUGCUGCAUCAAUCAGCACAACGCUGAGCACAGAAGUACCCCAGAAUACUCUUGUCUCUGUGAAUGGCUUCUCCAAGGAGAAUAACAAACUUGAGGACACUGAGCAGAGGCUGGAGGGGCUCAGUGCCCUGUGCUGGCUUCCUCUUAGAGGAAACAUUUGGAGGGGAUAAGAAAAGGGCCUUGCUGGGGAGGGGAGGGAGUUUUUAGCACUAUCUCCAAGGGGCUCUGCACACGCUGCAAGUUUCCAUCCCAUGGUAGGAGCUAGUGCUGGGCUGCUAGCUGUGGGCCAGGAGCCGGAUGGACAAAUGCCCUCCAGUGGGAUCCCUGCUCCCUUCAUCAUCACCCCCUCCUGAGCCACCGAGUUUGCUUUAAAGACCCCAGCUUCCUUUUAUUGCUUCCCCUCUCAGAUUGCAGCCGGCUGUGAGGGCUAUUUUUAGCAGCCUGCCUUCUAAAAAUAGCCCCAAGAUGUUUGGAAUUGCGUCAGGAGGGGUACCUCUCCUCCACGCACCGGCUUGGCCCCUGCGCCCCAGGAGGCUACAAAAGGAGGCCAGGAGCAGUGGGGUCAGCAGGUUCAGACACAGCCAGAGGCAAAAGCAGCAAGAAGCACAGUGCCAGCUCCAGGCAUCCCAGUGCCGGCACCAUGACCAUCUUCUGCAGCCACUGCCACAGGCCGCUGCAGGCAGAGACGAGCUGCCUGCCCAGGAGGGCUGAGCAGGCGCACGGUGCCUCCAAGCCGUUCAGGUGAGCUCCCCUCUGCCCCUUACCUGCAAGGGGAGGCUGCUAGCAGCUACUGGCCAGGGUGAGACCCAGCCAGGUGCAAGGCGUUUCUGCCAGCCUGGGAUGCUGAGGCAAAGGAUCUUGGAGGGGGCAGAGAGAUUUUGGGAGGCUUGAAUGAAGGCAGGUUCAACUUGCUGAUCAAAUGGGCUGCAGUUCGUGAUCUGGCACUGGAUGUGGUUUCUGCCCCAGCGGGGCUUGUUGGGGAGGUCAUGUCACUCAGUUAGCUCUUAAAGCACGGGGAUGCAAACACCAGCAGUUUCUCCUGCUAGGCAGCCACAUGCAUCUCUGUCUGCAUCCACUAAAGGAUUGCUAUUCCUGAAAGACCUUGCGUGGCGCACGGAACCGCUCCGGCCCAGUGUUCCCAUAGCAGGAGAUAGGGAACGCUGUCCCUUUCCCUGGGCAGGACUCCCCAAACAGCUGGCUUUGCAGGUCAACCAAGAGUGCCUCCAAGGCACGUCGGGACCAGAUCAACGCGGAGCUGCAAGCACUGCGCUCCCUGCUGCCCAUCUCCACACAGGAGAAGGAGCGACUCUCCUACCUCCACACCAUGGCCCUGGUGUGCCUCCGGCUUCGGGGAGCUCACCUCUUCCCUCCAGCCUCAGCUCCUCCCUCAGCACCGGUCCUUGCUGCAGAGCUGCUCUCCUUGCUGCCGGGGUUUCUGCUUGUGCUCUCAGCCGGCGGCAAGCUGGUCUACAUCUCUGAGAAUGUGUCUCAGAUCCUGGGUCUCUCCAUGGUGGAGCUUCUUGCCCAUGGGGACACCAUCUUUGACAUUGUGGAUGGGCGAGCAUGGGAGGACGUGCAAAAGAAGCUUCUCCUCGCCCAGGAGCAGCCAGGCAGGGAAAUAACCUUUGUCAGUGAGAUGCGCACAUCCAAGGCCUUCCGGCUGCAGCACGGGGGGAAUCAGGCUGUGGCAGUACGCGGGCGCUUUGUGGUCCCACGCUGGCCAGCCUCCCCCUCCACCACAGCCUUCCUGGCCCUCUGCACACCAGUUGCACAGCUGGAUGCAGAUCACGACACUGGUUCUCAGGACAACCUGUUUCAGAGCACACAUGCCCUAGACAUGAGGUUUAUGGAUGUCACAGAGAGGUGAGGGUGCCAGCCAGCUGUCCAGGACAGCCAGGAUCAUCUCCCUUUACAAAGGCUGGGUGUGGGAUGCAGGCUGGACUCCACUCCUCUUGUCCUCCCCAGUGCCAUCUACCACCUCGGCUACCUCAGGGAGGAACUGAUUGGCCAGUCGUGGUACAGCCUCCUGCAUCCUGAAGAUGCUGAUGUAGCAGCCGCUCAGCACAGGGCUGUGGGUGAGUAUUACGCCCACACUCACAUGUCUUCCUCUAGUCUUGUCUGGCUGUGCUUGAAACCUGGCUGCCUAGGACAGCCAAAACAAAGUGAACGGAGUCCCACUCCCUGUAAAAAGCAUGAA
Phasianus colchicus (ring-necked pheasant) is the source of this 2549-nucleotide messenger RNA. The record is from RefSeq and is a predicted model, not a curated record. NCBI's taxonomy places the organism in Eukaryota, Metazoa, Chordata, Aves, Galliformes, Phasianidae.